Molecule: messenger RNA, 1828 nt
Organism: Camelus dromedarius (Arabian camel)
Lineage: Eukaryota; Metazoa; Chordata; Mammalia; Artiodactyla; Camelidae
Gene: JMJD6
Product: jumonji domain containing 6, arginine demethylase and lysine hydroxylase
Exons: 7
Coding region: 283-1545 (420 amino acids)
Biological process (GO): phagocytosis
Cellular component (GO): nucleus; cytoplasm
Molecular function (GO): P-TEFb complex binding; histone H4R3 demethylase activity
Source: RefSeq, a predicted model, not a curated record
CAUGGCGGAGACCCGGAGUGUGUGAGGGCGGACCCCGGAGGCGCGGAGGCCAAUGGCUUAUCGCGAGAGGCCAGGGGGCGGGGAAGACGGCAGCCGCAGGCCCAACCGGAGGCUCCGGAGGUGGCUGGGGAGUGAAUUUUCUGGAAGGCGGCUUUAGAGGUGCCGGGUCCGAGCGAAGGGCGUUUUGGUGCCGCCACCGCCCGGGCCGGGGAGGGGGCGCACUGGUGGCAGGAAGCGCGCUGCGCCGAGGUCGUCGCGGAACCAGCUGGUGACCCCCACAGGAUGAACCAUAAGAGCAAGAAGCGGAUCCGCGAGGCUAAGCGGAGUGCGCGGCCAGAGCUGAAGGACUCGCUGGACUGGACCCGGCACAACUACUACGAGAGCUUCUCGCUGAACCCGGCGGCCGUGGCGGAUAACGUGGAAAGGGCAGACGCCUUACAGUUGUCGGUGGAGGAAUUUGUGGAGAGAUACGAAAGACCUUAUAAGCCCGUGGUUCUGCUCAAUGCCCAAGAAGGCUGGUCUGCGCAGGAGAAAUGGACUCUGGAGCGCCUCAAAAGGAAAUACCGGAACCAGAAAUUCAAGUGUGGCGAGGAUAAUGACGGCUACUCGGUGAAAAUGAAGAUGAAAUACUACAUCGAGUACAUGGAGAGCACGCGGGAUGACAGCCCCCUUUACAUCUUUGACAGCAGCUACGGUGAACACCCCAAAAGAAGGAAACUUUUGGAAGACUACAAGGUGCCCAAGUUUUUCACUGAUGACCUUUUCCAGUAUGCGGGCGAGAAGCGCAGGCCCCCUUACAGGUGGUUUGUGAUGGGGCCACCACGCUCUGGAACUGGAAUUCACAUCGACCCUCUGGGAACCAGCGCCUGGAAUGCCUUAGUUCAGGGCCACAAACGCUGGUGCCUGUUCCCUACCAGCACGCCCAGGGAGCUCAUCAAGGUGACCCGUGAAGAAGGAGGGAACCAGCAAGAUGAAGCUAUUACCUGGUUUAGUAUCAUUCAUCCACGGACGCAGCUUCCAACCUGGCCACCCGAAUUCAAACCCCUGGAAAUCCUACAAAAACCAGGAGAGACUGUCUUUGUUCCAGGAGGCUGGUGGCACGUUGUCCUCAAUCUCGACACCACCAUUGCCAUCACCCAGAAUUUUGCCAGCAGCACCAACUUCCCUGUUGUGUGGCACAAGACGAUACAGCACGGGCCGCGGCAGUGCAAGCCACCCCCAGCCACCCCGUGCCACUGUGUCCCAACCCUGGCCCGGAGGGACCAGCUCUCGGGGAUCUUGAAGCAGGAGCAUCCUGAGUUGGCAGUCCUGGCUGACUCCGUCGACCUGCAGGAAUCCACGGGGAUCGCCUCUGACAGCUCCAGCGACUCCUCCAGCUCCUCCAGUUCCAGCUCGUCGGACUCGGACUCGGAGUGCGAGUCUGGAUCCGAGGGCGACGGGACGACGCACCGCAGGAAGAAGAGGCGCACGUGCAGCAUGGUGGGCAACGGGGACACCACCUCCCAGGACGACUGUGUCAGCAAAGAGCGCAGCUCCUCCAGGUGACCGGGCUCGGCUGGUGUCUGUGUAGGAGGACAAGCCCGCGGCCUGCGGCAGGGCCCCCGGGGGCAGCCUUUCGGACCUGCAGGCCCAGGAGGGCCGGCGAAAGCCAGAGAGUGACGACACUCUCGGGCUGUGAGUCGGUUCGCUCAGCAUUUGCUACAGUAGCUCCUUUUCUCCGCUACCGAAGCAAAUUAACGUGGCUUGUUUUACGCAUAAAGGCAAGAAUCUACGUGGAUGGUGCCAACGAAACCCUUUACAUUAUUUAAUAAAAAUUAAACUCAUUUUA